UAGUAUCUAGAGUAAGAGUGUGCAAGUACAGACAGCAUACACUGGCUGACAGAGAACCAUAAUAAAACUCCAUCCAAGAAUUUAGAGCUUUUUUAACUCACCAUUUUGUCUUUUCAGGUAGUUGUAUAUCAUGAUAAAGUUCUGGGCUCAUAUUUUUUUGGUAACUGCUGUUGCAUUGCUUCUAGCGGGGCUGCCAGUGAAAGCUACGGUGGAGCAGAUUCUUUCUCCAGAAUGCCGUGAGUUCCUGUACAUGGGCACAGCACCGGUGGGGCUGGAGGACCACUCACUGGUUAAAAUCUGCCAGCGCUACAACAACAAACCUCGCUAUGUCACCCUGUACAACACCAAGGACCAUGUGCCAGUCUACUCAGCCUACACCUUCAAACGCUCCGACGGAGAGAAAAAAGUAGACGUGCCUUGGAUGUAUGAGCCUCAGCUAUCCACGUCCUCAGACACGGGGGAAAUGCAGCAGUUCCCGCGUGGCUAUAUGCACCAGAACUUUGAGGAUGCUCAGGCUGUCCUGGAGGACUAUGCCAAUGCUGUUCUUUAUGAGCGUGGACAUCUAAACCCUGAUGAACACCAGGCCAACCCUGACGACAAAGCGGCCACUUACACACUGACCAAUGUGGUCCCGCAGGUCCGUGAGUUCCACAGAGGCCAAUGGAAGGCCCAGGAGCACAUCAUCCGCCGCAGACUCAACAACUACUGCAGGGGCACGGCCUACAUGGUCACCGGCAUCACCUCCUCUGGCAACAUGAUCCGCAGACAUAACAUCGGCCGGGUGGCUGUGCCCACCUACCUGUGGUCAGCCUACUGCUGCAUUGACUACGAUCACAAUGCACCAUAUGACGAGCGCUACAAAUUCCCUGCCUUCGCCCACUAUGGACUCAAUGACAAAGAAAACAAUCAGAUCUUGGAGCUGUCGGUCCCCAAGCUGGAAGAGUUCCUAAAGAAGUCUACUUUUGUUGACAAGAACUUCCAAAUAUUUGUUGAUGACUGUGUGCCCCCUGGAUCGGCCUCUGUCUAGUCAUGCUGUAUAAAUUGUGCCUCCAUAUAAAUCACAUACAUUACUUAAUGACAACAGGCAAUAUUUAACUAGCUAAUUGCAAAUAUACAUUGAUUUAUACUGAAUGAUGUCCCAUAAGAAGUUUUCCCAAAGCAGAUAUGUGAAUGUAUGUUUUCUUGCAAAAAGACGGCUUCUGCUGGAGCACUUGUGCUGAAAUUGUACUGUUUAAAUCAUCAAUUAAAAUUUCACAAUCUGCCAUC
Messenger RNA from Pygocentrus nattereri (red-bellied piranha), 1266 nucleotides. RefSeq names its product endonuclease domain-containing 1 protein-like. The coding region runs from base 131 to 1027 and encodes 298 amino acids. Gene Ontology annotation, molecular function: metal ion binding; hydrolase activity; nucleic acid binding. NCBI's taxonomy places the organism in Eukaryota, Metazoa, Chordata, Actinopteri, Characiformes, Serrasalmidae. The transcript has 2 exons. The record is from RefSeq and is a predicted model, not a curated record.